This is a messenger RNA of Microsporum canis CBS 113480, 1620 nucleotides long. Its product is annotated as PnbA. NCBI's taxonomy places the organism in Eukaryota, Fungi, Ascomycota, Eurotiomycetes, Onygenales, Arthrodermataceae. Gene Ontology annotation, molecular function: cholinesterase activity. The record is from RefSeq and is a predicted model, not a curated record. The coding region runs from base 1 to 1620 and encodes 539 amino acids. The transcript is spliced from 3 exons.
AUGAGUUCCCUACUAAAAACAAUUGCACUUUGUGCUGCUUUUGUACCAGCUACGAUAUCUUCAUCUCGUGAGCGCCUCAACAACUAUGAUUAUGACGAUACUGGCCCGGCAGUGACCAUUGAUUCCGGUGUUAUUAUCGGUAGAGACGGCCGACUUCCUGGCUCCAAGGCAGUGCAGAAGUUCCUCGGUAUUCCAUUUGCCCGGCCACCAGUCGGAGACCUUAGAUUCUCACCUCCUGAACUUCCACUACCAUGGCCAACGCCUAGAUACACUACCGGAAGCCCCCCCGCUUGCAUUCAAGAUUUUGGCAACAAGACCUCUGGCAGCCAGUUUCAGAAGGCGCUGUUUAACACACCUCCGGCUCCGGGAGAAAGUGAGGACUGCCUAUAUUUAAACGUCUACCGGCCUAGUGGUGAUUACGAGCAUAAGCCGAUAUUAUUCUGGAUAUAUGGCGGCGGAUAUAGAUUUGGCGCUAGUUCAUAUCCGUUCUACGACGGUUCAAGCCUUGCUGCAAAUCAAGAUAUCAUUGUGGUUACUGCAAACUAUCGGACGAACCUGUUUGGAUUCCCUCGGUCACCGCAGCUGCCUUUGAACCAGCGGAAUCUUGGGAUACUUGAUCAGAGACUGGCUCUUGACUGGGUCAAAAGAAACAUUCAUGUUUUUGGCGGCGAUCCAAACAAAGUAACCAUCGCUGGUCAAUCCGCUGGCGCAGUAUCUGUAGGCCACCUUAUCAACACUGCUCCUCCUGGACUCCCCUUUCGAGCGGCCAUUCUUCAAUCGGGUUCCUCGCUGUUUGAACUUCCUCCAGGGCCUCCCAACGGCGAAUUCUCAUCGUGGACAAGCUUGAUUCAACAUCUCAACUGCACAGAUGCUUCAGAUACAGCCAUCUUACGUUGCGUUCUCGCCGCGAGCGUAGAUACUCUGCGAGAGAUACUGUUGAAAACGGGGUUACCAUUCCAAACACCUAACAUGGAUAAUGUCACGGUACUCGAAUCACCAGCCAAGGCAUAUGCUGCAGGCAAGGCAUCCAAGGUACCAAUUCUCAUAGGCUCGACGCUUGAUGACGGGUCAACCUUCUCUUAUGGCAAAGGGGCAAAUGUCACAGCCUUCAUCGCAAGCUUAUCGUUUCCCCCUGAGAUAGCGGCGGCGAUAACGAAACUAUACGUACCAAACUCCACUGCAGCAGCAGGCCUAUCAACGGGAAAGCAAAUAAUCUCACAAAUUGUAACGGACUCGACGUUCCGCUGCCCUGCUGGCUUUGUUGCGAACCUUACUUCAACGGCGCUCAAGGCGCCUGUCUGGCAAUAUCUGUUUAACGACUAUGCUGCACGGCACCCAGAGUAUCCAGAGCUAGGUGUCUACCAUACUUCUGAUAUUGCCUAUGUGUUCGGUACCCAGGUGCUUCGUAAUCCCAAAGAAGCGAACAUGCUAUGGCUACAGAAGUUAUGGGCAGAUUUUGUGAAGAACCCGCAUGCUGGCCCAGGCUGGAAACAGUAUCCUUCUGUUGGCUUGCUAAAAGGAGGCGAGGAUAGCACUAUCAACACCGAAGACGUGAGGAAACUAGAUCCGGUCUGCAAAGUGUGGGAUAAACUGUACUCCUUAACACUCAUAAAGACUUAG